Penicillium maclennaniae is the source of this 426-nucleotide messenger RNA. RefSeq lists its product as uncharacterized. The coding region runs from base 1 to 426 and encodes 141 amino acids. Lineage: Eukaryota; Fungi; Ascomycota; Eurotiomycetes; Eurotiales; Aspergillaceae. The record is from RefSeq and is a predicted model, not a curated record. The transcript is spliced from 3 exons.
AUGAGGGGAGGAAAAAGGGAGCUGGACGAGAUAUUCGGACUAAGCGGCCUGGUCGCUCAGCUCAUAGCAAAGAACUGGCAAGCUUCUAUCGAUACAUCAAUUUUCAUUUGGUCUUGCUCGUACGAUCCGUACAUGGGACUCAACCCCAAGCUUCUGCUGCUAAUUGACCAAGUCGCCGAGCUUACGUGGAUUUGCGGAGAUGAGCAGGACAAAAUAGGCGUAAAAACAGUUCUCAACCUGAAUGGAUGCCUCGAGGAAUCUGAGCAAAGGAUGCCAGUGGAACACCUCUCUUCCAACACGGAAUGUGCAGCAAUCGCAGAAGCCAAUCGACUCGGGGCACUGUUGCUUCUACAUGCAAAUAGUUCACCGGAGUCUGUCUGCUCCCUUCAUCCUCCGACGUUGAAUGACGAAGAACAAAAUGGCUAG